Molecule: messenger RNA, 3594 nt
Organism: Engraulis encrasicolus (European anchovy)
Lineage: Eukaryota; Metazoa; Chordata; Actinopteri; Clupeiformes; Engraulidae
Exons: 10
Coding region: 92-1636 (514 amino acids)
Source: RefSeq, a predicted model, not a curated record
CGUCACCCGUCAGCCGUUGCCAGGCUCGUUCCUCUCUGGUAGCUGUUGCAUUCAAGGGACGCCUCGGCUGAGUCACUGAGCUGCUGUACUAAUGGAUCCCCCGAAAUUGUUAGUCACCGUCUUCAUGGACGAGAAGGAAAUAAGCAAAAAAGUUCUUCGGUUGAGAUCACUACAAGAGGUUGUCGAUGCAUGCGCUCCAACCACAGGAACAGACAGCCCAGAUUGCUACAGGGUUAUGAAGUUCGAUACAGACUUCAACGAAUUCAUAGACACAGACUCUACUGACAGUGUUGAAGACAAGGACAAGCUCCAAGUAUUCUUCAGAUCGAGUGGAACCUCAGUAUUGGCUGAACAGCUGAAUACAUCUGGGGCUGCAGCAGAAAAUGUAUUUGCGGUGACGCAGAAUGUAGCUGUUCCAAGUGGCCAGCAGAUUUCAGCCUGCGAGCUUGAUUGUGAGGCAGUAAAGAAUUUUCUUCAAACAAAAGACCCCCGGAUAUUGGCCUUCUACGAGGAGCACGGGACUUUGACUGAGAAAUGGCGACGAGUAUUGGUGACAACCACGAUCAGCUACCUGGUUGAGAAAAAGGGAUUUUACCCCAACAGUGCUGACAAACAAUUACUUGCAAGAGCCAUCGUUACACUGUUUCCAGCGCUACAAAUAAAAAUGGAAGAGGAAAACGAAGGAUAUGAACAUUUCUACGAUCCUGUAAGCCACUCUGGCUUUCUGGAAGACAAACUAAGAAAUAUCCGGCGGAGUCUGAGGGAUGACCAGCGGCGUUACCGCAGACGGGGAGGAUCAUCUGAAGUCUUGGUUAGACUGGAGGAAGUUGUGGAAAGCGAUGAGUCUGUGAAAGAAUGGAUCACUGUAAUUAAGAGGAUGAAGCCUACUCCCGAAAAUCGGUCAUCGAUAAAGAUGGGAAUGGACAAAACCUACACACACCGAAGAUACUGGAUUUCUAGUCAAUCACCCACUCUGGCAGAGAUUGUGGAACACUACCCACGCUUCAUCGACAUGCCCUAUCUGAUUGACAGCGAGUUCGCGAGGAUGUUUCCAGACAAAGCAGAUGCCUUCCUCCGCAAAUGGGAACCCACCAUCGUCCCAAAGCUUCUGAAACUCGCGUGCCUUGAGAAGAAAGAAGACUACACAGAGGAUGAGAGUGCUGAAUCAAGUAGCUUCAGAGCCCUCAGGAUGCUCGUCCAGUAUCUCCCCCCUACUGCAUCAGGACGGAGUAAAGGGUGGACCAAAUGCAGUGUAAAGGCGGCAAUGGCCUACAUGUUGGAGAUAAAGCCAAUGGGAACCAGCAUCACGUCACUUCUUCAAACCAGUGGCACGGUCUGUGAUUCGUCAAAUCAACAAACCAUCAAUCAACCACGCUUGGUGAGCCUGGGAUACCCCAACACAGGAGCCCAAUAUGUCAUAGUGGCCUCAAACGAUGCUGUGGCAAUUCCUCUUCAAGACGAAAGUCUAGCUUGCUGCCUAGAUAAACUUUUUAAACUGUAUUGGAUCUGCAAUCUUGCCUAUCCAAUUCAGCUGGCGUCAGUGUUUGGAUUCAUGGAGCACGUGUAUGGCUUGCAAAUAUCUGGUGGGAAGAGAGCCAAAAUUGUGGAGCUUGUUGCCAAGCUUCAGGUGCUUUAAAUUGAAAUCAUGUAUAUAUGUCCAGUGUGCAAGAAGCUGGUUUCUAAAGAUGUACGGAGGCUCAUAUAUCAUCUUAAGCAUGUCCAUGCGUUCUGUGACAGCCAGGAUUACACAUUAACAUGCAGUCAGGAAAAUUGCCCAAGAACAUACAACAAUUUCGGCUCUUACUCUAAACACUUAAAGAGGUGUCACUCACACAGUAAUUUAGUUGAUUUAGAACUACAUGACUAUGCCUCUAAUUUACCUAGCACUUCAAGUACACCAACUGCACCAACUAAUUCAAGUGCACCAACUGCACCAACUAAUUCAGAAAACGAGACAGACAAUAACGAAGAAAGUGUUGAGACUUUAUUGGAUGACAAAGACUAUCUAAAAAAAUGUGUUGGAGUUUUUGUUGCAAAAACAUACUCUGCAUCUAAUGCUACUCAGUCUGAUGUUCAGAAACACAUUUCCAUUGCCAGUGAUCUAAUUGAUGAAACUCUCUCUUCUUUACAACAACAAACAGUUGAUAUGCUGAACAUGUAUUCUAUACCACUAAAUGAUCAACCUGUUCAGAGUUUAAUGCAAAAUUUUGAAAGUGCUAGGAAUAUGUUUGAGGAAGUGGAUAGUACUUACAAAAUGUCAAAGUAUUUCACUGAUAAUCUGUCUAUAGUCGAGGCAAAGGAAAUUUUUUUGGGUCAUAGGGCUGAAACAACGCGAAGACAGGGAAAGUUUAGCCAAACCCUUGCAGCUGAUACUUGUCAGUAUAUCUCAGUCAUUGAUACUGUGAAAUUUCUUUUCAGCUGUGAACAUUUUGAAAGAGUCUACAGACAAAGUAAUAACAGAUAUGAUGACAAAAUGCAUGAUUAUUCUGAUGGUUUAGUUUUCAAAAGACAUGAAUUGUACAAGAAUCAACCCAAUGCUCUUCAAAUUCAGUUGUACUUUGACGAUUUUGAAACUACUAAUCCAUUAGGGUCCAAAACAAAAAUUCACAAGAUGGGAGCUGUCUAUUUUUGUAUACGAAACUUGCCAUCCGAGUAUAAUUCAGCCCUGAACAACAUUCAUCUGUGUCUUCUUUUCAAUUCGAUUGAUAAGGACACAUAUGGCUUAAAAAAGAUCUUUGAGCCUUUGCUAGAUGAUUUGAGAUUUCUUGAAACUAAAGGCAUUGAGGUAGAAAUCGGGGGUCAGAUUACUACUCUAUUUGGAACUGUAUGCAUUCUGACUGCAGACAACCUUGCGUGUCAUACACUCGGGGGGUUUGUGGAGAGUUUUUCGGCAAAUCGAUUCUGUCGAUAUUGCAUGGUUGAUAAGCAGAUGGCACAACAAGAAUUUGACGAUGACAGGCUUGAGAUGCGCAACAAAGACAAUUAUCAGCUGCAUGUUAGUGAAAAAAACCCAGCUGCUACUGGUGUUAAGGAGGAUUCUUGCCUGAAUACACUCAAAUACUUUCACAUCACUGAACAUGUGGGUGUAGAUGUGAUGCACGAUCUACUAGAAGGGGUUGCUCCUCUAGAAAUUAAGUUAAUGUUGCAGCAGUUUAUUUAUGUGGAGGAGCUCUUUACUCUAGAGCAGUUUAAUGACAGGAUUGUAAGCACAGACUAUGGUUAUAGUAAUGAAAAGAAUAAACCUAAUGUCAUAAUUAAUUUGAGGACAGCAGACAAUCCUGUGAAACAAACUGCCAGUCAAAUGUGGUGUCUUCUGAUAUUUCUACCUAUGCUUAUUGGAGAUUUUGUGAGUCAUGACAGUCAACAUUGGAAGCUAUAUGUAAUGCUUAGGGAUAUUUGUGAUAUAGCUUUUGCCCCGGUUGUAACAAAAGGAAUGGCUAUUCUUUUGAAACAAUUGACUAUUGAUCACCAUCGCUUGUUUAAAAGUAUUUAUCCCGAGAGAAAUAUUAUUCCUAAGCACCACUUUAUGAUUCAUUACUGGCGAUUGAUGUUUAAAUUUGGACCCCUUGUAAAAUUAUGGUGCAUGAGGUUCGA